Molecule: messenger RNA, 2875 nt
Organism: Ciona intestinalis (vase tunicate)
Lineage: Eukaryota; Metazoa; Chordata; Ascidiacea; Phlebobranchia; Cionidae
Source: RefSeq, a predicted model, not a curated record
CACUGAAAGAAAUAACUAAAUCCACAAUAAUCUUUACAGGGCAGAGACUGAUUAAGUUGGGUUUUUAUAGAAGUUAAAAAUGUCAAGUUUUGAUUUAACCCAGCAAGGCUGGCGAAUGAUCUCAGCUUUCCUUGUGUUAAACACAAUAACAAACCAAGCACAAAGUGUUGUGGUGAUUGCCCAACCUGUUAUACCAGUGGAGGAAAACUAUGACCAUCUUUGCCCAAGUGGCUUCGUAUACGUGGAACCUAGUCAUAGCAACGUGCCAGGUGAAAAAGGCGACCCGAAAUGUUACAAGUUUUUCAGCGAGAAAACAACAUUUCAAAAUGCAAUCGACAAAUGCGAUGAAAUAGGCGCCACUCUAGCGACACCUAAGGAGCGAUUAACGAUCACAGGGUUGGCGAAAUACGUCACGGAUAAUGGACUCAGUCAAAGAGCAUGGAUUGGCCUUUCUGACAGAGAAGUGGAAGGAACCCUAACAUGGAUAGACGACCAACAACCAUUGGUUGACGGUUCGUUUGCACCAUGGAUGGUUCAAGAACCCGAUAGUGGUGGGGCGAGAUCAGGUGACAGGGCGGAUAGACAAGACUGCGUCAAAAUAACAUUCAUGCUGGUUGGCACACGUAGCAUCGCUAACUGGUACGACACUGUGUGCGCGGGCAGGGAAGCUUAUAUAUGUGAAGUUGAACCAGAAGAAGUUCAAGUCACUCACCCACAAAUACAAGAUGUUGUUCUACAAACUACAGAAGAACCUUCAGUAACGACAGGAACUCCUGAAAUACCAGUGCAGGAAACAUGGGAAGUCACCAACUCCAGUCAAGUGUUGAACGAAACAGAUCUCCCACUAACUGUGGUUGCAUACGGACCUGGUGUCAACAAUUCAACUGAAGAUAAUUCAACACAAGAAGCAGAAUCUGUUGAACAAACAUCAUCAGGAGAUAUGGAAACACCAACUUACAACAGACCUACCUGCCACCUUGAAUGUACCCCCUACAUUAUGAAGGCUGCCUGUCCUCUGCAAUAUUUCCCACAGAUGUUAGAAGCAACUAUUGUGUUAAACAAUGCUUCAUGCCAACCGAGACGUAAUUCCACUCAUCUUAUUGUACACGUUACUUUGGAUGGGUGUGGGACUGUAGCAAGGAACAUUCGAGGUGACGAGAUGUCGUUUAGCAACACCGUUCGAUUGCUGAGUCGUGGUUCCAUAUUGCGGAGCCAACAAGAAAUCACCGAGUCAUUGGAGUAUAUGGUGUUGGACUGUCGGUACCCACAAAGACACAUGUUGAUGCAAAACUUCCGACCUGUUGAGAGUCGACCAAGGAUUCGCGUCACUGUCCAGAAUGGUCCAAAUCUCCCACAUGUGUUUCUUAUUUACAAGAAUAGCACAUAUGGCUGUCCCUAUCCAAGCUCAGAUUACCCAAUAAGAAUCAGCAUCAACCAACGGCUGUAUUUUGAAAUUCGUUUAAGAAUGACGAGCAACCAAGUGGAGCUACACCCGGUAACGUGUAUAGCAACCCCGAACGAAGAUCCGUACAAUGCAAACAACUAUCGUAUGAUGGAGGAAGGCUGUAUUUUCGAUGAGACAUUUCGUUUGGAGCCAAGUGACUCAGGAAAAAUAUCUCGGUUUAGCGUCCAAGCAUUUCGCUUUCUAGGAUUCAACACCAAGAUCUAUGUUCAUUGUGAGCUCAUAGUUUGUACUGUUGGAAGUGAAAGUUCAGCAAGAUGUCCUUACAAUUGUGAGGAUGCGUCUCGUAGAAGAAGAAAUGUCGGGAGUGCAAAUGAAACGCAGAGAAUUCAUAUUUCCGCCGGACCAAUCAUGUUAGUUCAUGAUGUGGAAGAGGGGACACCAAGUGUCAGUGAUAUUGUAAGGGAGUUUCCUGAAGAGGGCGCCAUGGAGUUGCCAAGUCCUUCAACUACUGUGUUUGAACAUGAGACGACUAAUUCUCCAAUCCAGGUUGAAGAUCCAGACGAGAUCUCAUUGGAAGGAGAUGGAGUGGUGAGUGAAGAGAAUGAAAGAGAAACACCAGGAGCAAAUGAGGAGGAGAAUGUGAGAGAGAGAGAAGAGAGACCAGCUAUUUCGGAGAAUUCUAACCGUUCAACUGAGCAGGGCAACUUAGCAGAACCGCAAAUAGUUCAACAACCGUCUCCAGCAAAGCAGUCUGGUAACGUGAACACAGCUGGACACGGAGGUGGCCGUGGUGGAGCAGAUGCCAACAAAAUAUCUUUUAUUCUCGUCGCCAUGACAACAUUGAUCAUGCCUCUAGUGGUGGGAUUUUAACGCAACAUCAAAUCAUAACAAAAACAUUUUUGCAACAAUGACUACAAUUUUAUCUUCAGUAUAGAUUGAUGAAUUCAUUCAGAAUUUAAAGUUAUCCGAUUGAUAAUAGAAACUAGAACAGCAAAUAGAGAAAACUAUUUAUUAUUAUACAACACUUUCGUUCACCAACAAUAAGAUCUAAUAUUUAAACUAAAAGUUUAAUUUAGAAACUAGACUGGCCUGUCCAUUAAUGCUUCUCUAUGCUUGUAUGCUAAGUAUAUUUACCAGUGUUGUAAGCUUUACCUGUACUUACUGUGUUGAUAUUAAACAUAUGUGUCUAUAUUGCUUUAUAAACUGGAAACUUAAAGAAACCUAAACUAUUAAUUGGCUGUAAUAGUUAAUGCUCCAACCCAGUGUUCAUUACUGUUUGUCUAAAAUCUAAAUGUCAGCCAUAUACAUGAAAAAUCCUAUAUUAAACCUGUGUCUAUACUGCAUCUAAUAGUGGGAUCUUUAAAUGGACUGUGGAAGUUUUAAUGGUUAGAGUGCGUACAAGGCUGGAUACGAUGUGCGUGUGUCCUUCUGCAUGAUAACAUAAUUAAUAAAACAAGUCCAGUGUCGUGA